UUCAAAUCUUGCGAAUGCGCGACGCCGAUGAAGUGUCCUCUCAAGCGAUGGUGGUGUAUCGCAGCCCCGUGAGCUAUGACGCGCCGCUUAGGAGCUACUACUAUGUUAAUCCAGCCUACUUGACACCGAACCUGCACCUCUUUGGAGCCAUCAACGACCAAUGCAUCCUCGGGAUUUUGAGUUUCCUCGACGGGACUUCGCUCGUGACCGCUGGAUCGUCCUGUCGAGCAUUGCACGCUCUAUCAAACAACGAUAAUCUGUGGCUUUCUUUGUGUCGUGAAGAAUGGUGCGUGUCGCCUGAGCAUCUUGCAUUCGCCGGCAGGGUGGAAGGAAAGGCACUGUACCGAUUCGCGCAACAGCAAUUGCAACGGGUCGCCCAAGACAUUCUCCAAGCUCAACUGCACGUCCCGUCGCUUCCAUCGCACACAGUCCAAGCCCUCACACGCAGUCUUUUUGUUGGACCCCCUUGAUUUCUGAAGUAAAUGCGCUGGAUAACAGACUUUAAAGUUAUCAACUUCACACACGCAU
Molecule: messenger RNA, 528 nt
Organism: Aphanomyces astaci
Lineage: Eukaryota; Oomycota; Saprolegniomycetes; Saprolegniales; Verrucalvaceae
Exons: 2
Coding region: 15-470 (151 amino acids)
Molecular function (GO): protein binding
Source: RefSeq, a predicted model, not a curated record